This is a messenger RNA of Drosophila obscura, 979 nucleotides long. RefSeq lists its product as uncharacterized. NCBI's taxonomy places the organism in Eukaryota, Metazoa, Arthropoda, Insecta, Diptera, Drosophilidae. The record is from RefSeq and is a predicted model, not a curated record. Bases 240 to 794 code for a protein of 184 amino acids. Gene Ontology annotation, biological process: regulation of synaptic transmission, cholinergic; sleep; positive regulation of voltage-gated potassium channel activity. The transcript has 4 exons.
AGAAAAUUUCAUAGCUGUUUCAAUUCUAUUAAGCAGAGCGGCGGCUAGUAGUAGGUUACUUACAAGUGACCAGUGCCUCGCAGUCUUUGCCACUUGCUCACAGUGAUGCGUGUGUUUGUUUGCAGAAAACAAGUCUGUUCUGCGUAGAAUAAACCGUGCAUGAAUACAUACAUACAUAUGUAUGUUUUUGGUUAAAUUAUAACCCGCGAGAGCAUUGGCAGAAACAUUGAAAUACAAUCAUGGCAUGCAGCCCUCAAGCAGGAGCAGGUAGCAGAGGCUACAUAUUGAACGGAGUAUUUUCAUUUUUUGUUGCAGUAACGCUGGGAAAAGGUUCAUUAGCUGAUAUAUUACAAUGUUAUAAGUGCUCCGUAACUAUAGAAAAGUAUGUCGUGGAGAACCGAACAAUUACGACCCCACUGUGCUCGAAAUUUGAGGAGAACGAUGGUUACAUGACGCCCUGCCCAUAUUCAACAAUGUGUUUGAAAACAAUUUCUAUUUUACACUUACAAAAUGGUCAAAAGCAAGAAGCUGUGACAAGAGGAUGUGCCCAACAAAAGAAUACCACUCAGAUAUUCCGCAAUAAACAAUGGGAACAAGAGCACCUGGUUCAGGAAGUGUACGAUGAGGGGUGCACAGAAGUAAAAGACAAUCACUUGGCGGGAUCAGCAAAAAUAAAUUGUUACUGCCGCGGAGAACUGUGCAAUUCAUCAAGUCUACCUAGCAUUGACCCAAAUAUUAUGAUCCUUAUUGUUUUACUUCAAACCUUGUGGCUCAUGCUUUCUCCGAGUACCUAAUCCUGCUGACUGAAAUAAUAUCUAUACGGGAAAGCUUCUUUUUCAUUAGAUUUAAGUGCUUUAUUGUGAUAAAUUAUUAAAUGUGCAAAUUUAACCUACGAGUAAAUGUCGCAUAGCUCGUGAAAAGUACUCAUUAAAAUUUGUUAAAUAAAAUACUGUACAACAACGGAUGCUACCACAUGGUU